Molecule: messenger RNA, 3140 nt
Organism: Ectocarpus siliculosus
Lineage: Eukaryota; Phaeophyceae; Ectocarpales; Ectocarpaceae
Source: the annotation of a GenBank genome assembly
AUGCCAUGCCGCACCACCACGCUCACCCUCCGCCUUAUCCUGCUGACCUUCCUCAAGACCAAUGUCCAGGCGUUCGUCUCCGCUCCGGGUUGGAGCUACACGGGUUCUACUGCCUGGUAUCGUAGAGAAUUCUCAGCGUCAGCUUCACGGCGGCCCGUCCUGGGGAUGGUGAUGGCAUCGGAGGACGCAAGCCUAGUUGUGCCGCCUUCUCCAGCUGAUGAUGAUGACGGCACCAGUGCCAGUCUACCGCCAGCAGCAACACUCGUCCGAAAACGGACCCGCGCGAAGCAAAAGAUCAACUCCGCCGUCGAGGGCGUCUCCAAGCCCCACGUCUUCGACAAGGAGAUUUUCGCGCUGGCCUUGCCCACCCUCGGGGCCGUCCUGAUCGACCCCUGCCUCUCCCUGGUCGACACCGGAUACGUGGGCAGGCUGGGGGCUCUCAGCCUUGCCGCCAUUGGCCCUUGCGCCGCGGCGUUCAACUUCGUUUUCGUCACGGCGAGCUGCGCUCUUCUGGUGUCCACGUCCGUGCUGGUCUCGGAGCAACGAGCCAUGAACGACCGGGCUGCCAUCGGACGCACCCUCACCCUUGCCUCCGGGUUGGCAGUGUCGAUGGGGGUCAUCAUGGCGGUGCUCUUCUACGUUAACUCGGCUGGGCUGCUGUCUCUCAUGGGGGCUCCGCAGGAAGUUAUGAGCCUGGCGGUACCCUACCUUCGAUGGCGGGCGUCGGCGUUUCCCGCCAAUCUUUUCUUGCUCGUGGCGUGCGGGGCUUUCAGGGGAAUGGGCGAGCCCAAAGCGGGCCUGAACAACGCGAUAGUGGUCGGAGUGGUAAACCUCGUGCUGGACCCGGUGCUGAUGUUUUCGUGUGGCCUUGGCGUCACAGGCGCGGCGAUGGCUACGGCAGCGGCGCAGUGGGUGGGAGCCUUGGUGUACACCAAGUACAUGUGGGACAGAAGGGAGAGGCUUGGAUUGGCGGGGGGGGUAAGCCUUCCAGGCUUGGGGGAAGUGAAGCAGUUUCUCGGAGCGGGAGGGGCGAUGGUGUUUCGUCAGUUGUGCAACGUGGGAGCAUGGACGGUAAUGGCGUCGGCUGCUACUCGGAUGGGGAUCCUGGAGGUGGCUGCGCACCAGCUCAUGCUGUCGCUGUGGCUCGUGAUCGCUUUCGUUCAAGAGUCCCUCGGCUCCUCCGGCCAAGUCCUUGUGGCACAGUACCUGGGCUUGGCCCGAGACUCUCACAAGGCUUCGGGGCUGGACCUGAAAGCGGCAUGGGACGGGGCCGCUCUUGAGUCGAGGGAAACCGCGAGAUCCAUCGCCAAGCGUGUUCUCACGCUCAGCCUAGGCUUGGGGUUUAGCCUGGCGGCGUGCUCGAGGUUGGUGUUUCCGGCGCUGCUGUCUGUGGUGUGCCAGUCUCGUGAGGUUGCAGCCCUCGUGUCUCAGGUGUUUCCCACCAUCCUGUACGCCUUCCCGAUGUGCUGCGUGGUGUGGACUUGGGACUCCCUAUUUUACGGGGCCUCUGAUUUCGUGUACAACGCCAAGACCGUAGCGGUGGCUUCGCUGUGUGGAGUCGUGGGAUCGGUGCUCUCGCUCCGGCGAGGUUGGGGAGUCCUGGGCCUCUGGGUGAGCAUGACGUACGUGCUGUUCGGCGUCCGCAUGGCCGCUCACCUGUGGCGCUUCAACUCGAGACGAGGCCCCUUCGGCCCGAGCGCCUUCAUGGACGAAUCUCGGCGUAUCGCCGAGACCGCGAGCGCGGUAGACGUGGCGCCAGCUUCGCCAUCUGCGUGAGAGUGUCGUGAGUCCCGCCGUUGUUGGGGGAGUCCGCGAUCAGCUGUCACACGACUGUUGAUUUUUUCUGUCGAUGUGUUUGGGCAGCAAAGGAAGUGCCGUUACGAGAGGUGUAACUGCUGUGGCGUGGAAAAGCAUACGCGCUUGUCAGCUUCCGAUGAAAUCUUGUAUUUGCUCUUGGGGUUGGGCGUCAAAACGUUAAGCGCGUGGGAUUACGGGUGCCCCAGUGUUCGUGACAGGUUGCCGCCUUGAGACCGGCAGCGCUCGCCUGACGCGCGGUUGGUAUAAAUGUUUUUGAUUCAUGCAUAUUUAGGAGCCAAUUUAACGUUGCAGCGCGUCUUGUAGUUUUGUUUGUUUGGCGGGGUGUUCGGCAGGGCAGCGUGACGGUGAUUGCUCCGUAGUGGGGGGCACGUACAGCUCUUACAGCUCUUUGCUCUGACGCCCGGUGAUUUUGAUGCACUUAAAGGGUUACGGUGUUAAACGCUUAUUCGUUUGUGGGCAUUGUGUAUUGUGAGGGAAGAGUAGACUUGCCACAACGAAGGUGUACAAGGCGCUUCGCUGACAUGAGCGGUCUCUACAGAGCGGGGGGUUAUCUGCUCAUGAGACGUAUGGAUUGUACUUAUUUUUUCAGCGAAGAGGAGGCGAGAUGCUGUGCGUCAAAGUUGCGACCGAGGCCUUCUGACCGACCGUUCGUGAAAUGUUUGCCGUCUCACGCGAGGGUGACAAAUGAUGUGAUCGGCCCUGCGAUGGUUGUAUUUUUCGGCAAUGGAAACGUCGGUUGCGUCGCAGUGCGUUUGAUACUUGGGAGCUACAAGGAGUUGAAACUUUCCCCGCAGGAAAUUAGAGGCAGUGGUAGUAAAUAGGAGUAUGUGUUUUCGCAGCCGUGGGCCUUAGAUACUACAGGCGCGGGCAAGCUCGUCGAAAUUGAAGUCUUGGACAGCGGGAACGGAAGGAAUUCUGGCAAGAAACCUCCGUACAAAUUGUUCAGUUAUUCUGCUGUUGUGCGCGCUACAUCCCCGUGGGGAGAGCCUUCCUUUGCGUUGGCUGAUGUUGCUCUAGUCUGUUUUGUUACGAGAAGCGACGGCGGUGGAGUAUGUUGUAGAUGCGUGUUGUGUGGGGGUUAGGCCGGUGUAGACGGUGUAGGAGAUGCAAACAGCGUCGACGGGGGGGGGUCGGCCGUUGCCCCUGCCGGAAAAUUGUUCUGACGAUUUCGUCGCAUGCGCUUGCUAGCCUCGCGUUACUUUUCACCGAUUCUCAGCGCUGUGCAUACGUUGCACAUUAGAGGUUAAACCAACAUGUGUGCUGGUAUUUGCAGCGUAAGUUGGUAGCAGUGGCUGGAAUGGUUCUGUUGAUAACCUGGCGUG